AUGUUCGUGGAGGAGUGGCGGAUGGUGAAGAAGCUGUCGGACCUCCAGCCGGCCAAACGCCGGGACUCUCAGUUGUCCUUCCAGGACUGCCCAAAGUGCCGUCAGUGGAGGGACUGCCCAGCAGCAGCAGCCCCUGUCCCUCUGACGGUGCCCGUCCUGGAGAGGUGUCUUCCCGCCCCCAUGGGCAGUGUCACCUGGAUCCUCCGUCCCCCUCAGCAUGGCACGGUAGAGCUCCUGCCCACUACUGGCAACCUCAGGCAGGCCCUGCCAGAACAACCCUGCAACGGCUCUGUCACUCUCACCGUGGCCGAUGACGGCACCACCGUGGGUCAGUUCUGCCCUCAGGGAGCCAUAAACAAAGUCCAGGUCCACACCAACGUGUCCAUCACAGCUUCAGCCUCGACAAUUGGAGGGAAAGAGAGGUGGCCAUUCUCUCACCCUUUACUCAACAUCUCCUUCACCAGGGAGAUUGCAGAGAGAUACAUUGUCACGGUAUGCCCAAAGCAAGGAGUACCAACUCUCCUGGCCACCCCUAGUUGGCAUGUGGGAAUGAAGUCCUACUCCACUGUGUCCUGGAUCGUCGAUGUCCCCUCUAAGCUGGAAGCCCACCUCAUGUUCGACAACAUCAGCCAGCCCAAGUGCAGCAACCGCCACACGUGCAUCAGGUACAACCAGAAGAGGAUGGGUACCCCUCUGAGACGUCCUCGCUAGGUUUUUUCAUUCUAGGGAGUUUUUCUUGGCCACUGUGGUCCUGCUUCUUCCUUGCUUGGUCGUGGGGUCCAGGCCAGAUUACUGUAAAGCACUUUAUGAUGUGCUGUAAAUAAAUACAUUUGAUUUGAUCAGGGUGCAGAUCCUGGGCUCCCUGGAGGAGAUGUACAGCCGGCGGGAGGACGAGGAGGCAGGCAGGAAGAUCACUGUCUCAGAGAGCUUCUACCUCAACAUGUCCAACUGUAUGCCUGAGAGAGGAGACUUCAGCAUGCUCACACAGAUCACACUGCACAAGGAUAAGAGUGAGUGACUGACCGUGUGGAGCAGUCAUCAUGAUAAGCAGUGUUGUUCUAUCUCCUCUCACUCCCUUCUUCCUCUGGCCCUCUCCAUAGGUUGUUUGUUUAAAGUGAAUUUGAAAUUGCAGUGAAAAUCUAACGCUCAAUGUUUCUCAGCAUUUCUCUGAUAUUUUGUUCAUUCUGGUCUUACUACACUGAGUAUACCAAAAAUGAGGAACACCUUUCUAAUAUUGAGUUGCACCCCUCCAUUUUCCCCUCAGAACAAACUGAAUUCAUUGGAGCUUGGACUCGCUCAGUAGGUAGGAUUAUGCAGCUGCCUGUGGCGGCAGAUUGACGAGGGUGGCAUUUUAUGAGCUAAACUGGCCAUUUUAUGAGCUAAACUGACCAAACAAUGACAUUUUUUCUCAACCAGUGGCAUAUGGGAUUUUUAGGUGAGCGUUGAUGCCGCCCUGUGAUAAGCAGUGCCCACUUUGCUUGUCCAUUCCCAGUGAGUUUGUCCAGGGUUCUGUUGGAGACACAUCGCUAUGGCUCUGUAUCAUCAUUCCGUCCAAAACAUUAUCGGACAUGAGUCAUGUAGCAGAUAUAGGAUAUGGUAGAACGAGUAUGUGGCCUUUUCUGUAGCCUACAGACUGGAGAGAAAAUGUAUGAUAAUGUAAUGUGACAGACACUUUUUUUACAUCAUGCAGGUUUCUCCCAUCAAAAUGCCUAACCUAAAUGGCGCUCAAUCAACAAAAAAAUGCGCUGUAAUGUUAACAACAUAUCCUAAAAACAGGACAGGUCAAAGUUAAAUGGACAAUCACAACUGUUGUCCAGGAGUUUCAACCCAUUGCUGUGAUCAGUGGUUUCAAGUUUGUAUCCCUCCAUUUUUGACAAGCUGAUCAUAGCGGAAAAAGUACUUUCGCAUUUCACGCUGAUAAUCAGAACUUAAAUAGCCAAAUUGAUUAGUCACAGGAAUCCGUACUAAUAAAGCCAAUGCAACGGCCUGUUUUACAAACAGUGGGCCUAGUACAUGGAUGGGAAUUCAUCAAAUUCCAUUGGGGGCCACAUGGUAGGCUACACCCCAGUAAGCACGAGCCGCCAUCUUUUGGAAGUCUUUUUUUUGGUCCUGUCAUCAUUUUUUGUGUUUUACAAACGGUAGGCUUACCAAAUAGAUGGGCAUUCAUAUAAUUCAAUUUCAGGCAACACUGUAGGCUACACCUCAGUGAGCUUGGAAGCACGGACCAAUGCCUUUUGGGUGACCUUUUUUGGUGCAGGCUUUUAAACUUUUUUUUUUCACUUACUGGGAGUAUUCUAGUUUUGUGGUAGCAACAUUUUUUGGUCUUGCCUAGGGUGUGGUGGAAUUAUUCUAAUCAAAUGAGAGACUUUUAGAUUUCUUCAAAACAAUUGAACUUUAUUAUUUAAUUAGUGCCGUAAUGGAGUUGGUCAGUAACCACCCUGGAGGUCAUCCCUGAGAACUCAACCAGCGGGACUAAGCCACAGCAUUUUAUAGCAAAGUCCAACCUCCUGGAUGUUCAUGACAAAUCACAGAUGAGAGAAUUUAUACAAAGGUACAUUGUGCUCUCAUGCAACAGACAUCACGAUUACAUCGCAACUGGUUUCUGUCUCAAGGUCGUUUACUGCUUGUUUAUACAGAAAUAGUAAUGUAACAUAGACACGAGGUCAUUCGCUCAAAUGAUUUAAGUUCAGUGUUCAUCUGCAUAUGGGAGAGAAAAAGGAGAUUGGGUCUCCCUGGCACCGACAUACAGGCACACAGACACUAAUCAUGGAAUGGAAUGUCUUAUUACCAAGCCAUCGUAAAUCUACUGUCAGCGUUAAAAUCUCAGCGGCUCCUCUAAGAACACUGUUCUAAGAACACUAUUCUGUUGCCUAUUAGAUAUAACAGUCUGAAUGUACUAAUAUAGGGAUACAUUCUAAUAUUAAAGUGAUGUGAUUAACAUGUUGUAAUUCUACGACAGGCGGCAGAACGGCAAGGACCGGCCCUGGUUGAGUCAAGUUGGCUGGAUGUCCUUUGGGUGGUGGACCAUUCUUGACAAACAGGGGAAAUUGUUGAGCGUGAAAACC
Oncorhynchus tshawytscha (Chinook salmon) is the source of this 3065-nucleotide messenger RNA. RefSeq names its product CUB domain-containing protein 1-like. NCBI's taxonomy places the organism in Eukaryota, Metazoa, Chordata, Actinopteri, Salmoniformes, Salmonidae. The coding region runs from base 1 to 711 and encodes 236 amino acids. The transcript has 4 exons. The record is from RefSeq and is a predicted model, not a curated record.